AUGGAUCGGAAAAAACUUUUGCAGACAUUUGCGCUGUCGUACCUCCUUUUUUUUCAGCUUGUGAUCGGCACAGAUGAACUAAAGGAAAGAGUAAGUUACUUAAAGCCAUGUAAAGUAUUCAUUUUUGUAGAAACGUUUUUGAGUCAGGCACAAAUUUAACUUCGACAUUCGAGUGGUGGUAAGAACGGGCUGUUCGGAUCAGGAUGUGGCGAGCAAUUCUUUCAAAACUGUAUGAAAAUUUCCACUAUUGUCGGGAGUUCACUUGUAAGGACUUAUUUUUCCAGGUGUUAUUAACAGGUCAAAUAUAUAGACUUAAUUCACCGCAGUUACAGAGUUACAAAGUUAUUCGUCUCCUGGAGAAGUGAUCGUCGAUCACAAGUCAUCCAAGGAGUGUCUCUUGGGUUCUUCAGAGAGUGGCAUGUAAAGUCGCAAUUAAAUGUUUUACAAUUGCAGGAGAUAAGGGAAAAAGGCUGUCCAGUAAAAGCAGGCCUAGCAGGUCGAGAUGGAUUACCGGGACGAGAUGGAGCACCAGGACGGGAUGGACUGCCGGGACGGGAUGGUGCACCUGGACCCAAGGGGGAAGUGGGACCACCAGGGCCAGCGGGAAUCAAAGGAGAGCCUGGGACCCAAAGGAGAUGGAAACAGUGUUUUUGGAACCACAUCAAUUCUGAGACUGAUAAUGGAAAAGUUCUGGUAUGUAUUCCGAGAAGGCAAAUAGUUGGUGCUCACUCUUACAGUAGAGAAAGGUGGAGGGGGAUAUAUAGCAGUCACCAUUGUCAAGAUUGAACAGGAAGACGAAAAAAGAGAUAUUUACUGCAUCAAUGCAUCUAAUAAAUUGUUUUGAACCUUUCCUUUUAAGGAAUGUCCGUUCACCAAGGCUGCCCCAAACACAUACCUCCGUGUUGUUUACAUAGGCAACCUUCGCAUCGCCGGCUGCAAACACUGUUGCAUGAGAUGGUUUUUAACCUUCAACGACAUCGAAUGCAAGGCUCCCGCUGCUAUUGAUGCUGUUGUCUACCAGAAUGUCGACCUGAAUAUCCAUCGCCCCGCCAACGUAGAGGGCUACUGCACAGGAAUCGGCAAAGGCCUCGUGCGUGUUGGCUUGCACGUCGGUCAGUGCCAUGGUUUUGGUAUUUUCAACGCUUACACCGGCUGGAAUUCAGUGAGCAGGAUCAUUAUUGAAGAGAUUGAGCCUCCUGUUGCUUAAAUAAGCAGCAGUGCCCUUUCCACCCGCUAGUU
Messenger RNA from Pocillopora meandrina, 1239 nucleotides. The record is from the annotation of a GenBank genome assembly. Lineage: Eukaryota; Metazoa; Cnidaria; Anthozoa; Scleractinia; Pocilloporidae.